AUGUCUGCUCCAGCCAGGCGCCUCGCGGCUCGACUGCCGAACCGCGAACAGCAGGAGAUCGUGAAAUCGAUUUUGCAGCCGGCGCUCUCCAUCUCAACAUCCUCCCCCUCUCCUUCCUCGCGUCCGAUCACCAGAUCUGUCGAUCUACAACCCGCAGAUCCGCAUCUCUACGGAUCCAUCGUCGAUUCGAGUCCGGCCUGCGAUUUAUCCGAGCAGCCCGCCGUGUUUCCCGGCGGAUCUGACGCUGAGUCGCGCGGGUACGAGAUUCUAAGCCGAGAUCCGCCAUAUCCUUUCGCGGUUUCAGGAGGAGGGCAGCAGCAACACCAUCAGGAGCGGCAGCAAGAUCACGCGCUUCCACCGCCGCAGUCCACGCUAUCUCAAACCCAAUCGCGUCCUCCUUCACACCUCCUCUCACUCUCUCCCUUUCCUCGCAUCGAUUCCCGCGAUCGCCCAUGGGGAUUGCUGGCUCAGCGCGGCGCGUCUGCCGCAUUCCACGCCGCAACGGCCGCCGGCAGCCCCUGGCCACUCCCCGUUCGACACCUGGCACUUGCCAGCGGCGUGCUUGCGGAAGGUCCGGAUACCUGGGAGGGCACCGGGGGUCAGCGCAAGGGGCCCGGGCGGGGAGGGGACGGGGUUGAGGGUUUCGGGGAUUUCGGCGGGGCGGGGGAAGGCGGAAGGAGAAGGGGGGAAGGAGGAUCUCGUGGCGGAAGGGGCGGCGGAGGUGGCGGCGAGGGUUUCCGGGGGAAACCUAGGGGCGGCAGGGGCCAUGAGAACAGAAGCGCCAGCGCCACUUCUCCGCAGUUGGGGGGGGCGAAAUCCUGGGGAUCCCGCGCUCAAGUUGCGCCCCGAGGCGCUAGAUCGUCGCAUCCGCUAAAGGCGGCGCCAGAUCCUGGGCCGCGGGAGGUGCAGCUGCCGGCCGGGCGAAUCACGAUUCGCCAGCUGGCAGUGCGGCUGGGGAAGCGGAUGGAGGAAGUCCGCACGUGUCUGGCGGCGCUUGGGGAGGAGGGGAAGGGGGCGGAGGGGGAUGGGGGCGGGGGGAGUGGGCGCGCGGGAGCGGAUGCUAUGGUGUCCGCGGAUGCUGCGGAGCUAGUUGCGCUGGAAUUCGGCUUCACAGUCUCCGGGGGGCGGGACCUGCGCGCGGAGGAGGAGGGCGCGGGGGGCGCGGAGGGCGCGGAGGCGGAGGCGGAGGCGCGGAAGGCGUGGCCGUGGCGCGCGCCAGUGGUGGCUGUGAUGGGCCACGUGGAUCACGGCAAGACGUCCCUGCUGGACGCGCUCCGGCAGACCUCUGUGGCGGAAUCCGAGGCGGGGGGGAUUACCCAGCACAUAGGCGCGUUCAAGGUGCAGAUGCCGUCAGGAGCAGCACUAACCUUCCUGGACACGCCGGGGCACGCGGCGUUUGCAGCAAUGAGGGCGAGGGGCGCAGCAGUGACGGAUAUCGUGGUGCUGGUGGUGGCGGCAGACGAUGGGGUGAUGCCGCAGACCAUAGAGAGCAUUCAGCACGCCAGGAGCGCAGGAGCGCAGGUGGGUUUCUGGUGGGUCAGGAGCGCAGGUGUCCCCCUAGUGGUGGCGAUAAUCAAGUGCGACGAGGGAGCAGACCCGGACCGAGUGAGCAUUUCUUCUGACUUCCCUCCCCCCGCACCCCCCUCCCCUUCCCCCCACCUCUCUCUCCCCUUUCUCCCCUUCCUCCUCCCAGGUGUCCCCAUGGUGGUGGCGAUAACCAAGUGCGACAAGGAGGGGGCAGACCCGGACCGAGUGACCCAGCAACUCAUCUCAGAAGGCCUUGAACUCGAAGAGAUAGGAGGAGACGUGCAGGUGGUGAGACUGUCUGCUCGCACACGCUCCGGGCUCGAAACCCUAGAAGAAGCAGUUGCUUUACAGGCUGAGUUGAUGGAUCUAAGAGGCAGGGAGGCUGGGGAGGUGGAGGGGGUGGUGAUUGAAGCGAGGAUGGCGCGAGGGAAGGGGCCGCUGGCGAGCGUGAUUGUAAAGGGCGGGAGGUUAAGGAGCGGGAUGUAUGUGGUGGUGGGGAAGUGGUGGGGGCGGGUGAGGAGUCUGAAGGGGUGCCGGGGGGAGAGCUUAAAGGAGGCAGGGCCGUCCACACCGGUGGAGAUUGAUGGGCUGAAGGGCGUACCUGAGGCGGGUGAUUCACUCAUGGAGGUGGCAUCUGAGGCGAGAGCGAGGCGGAUCAGUGAGGCUAGGCAGGAGGCAGCGGAUAGGCAGAGGCUGCUGCAGCAGCAGAAGGCUGCUAGUGCGUUACAGGAGCAGCAGGCAGGGCCAGGAGCAGGGGAGGUGCAGGCUGGGAGGGGGUCUGCAGGCGUCACAGCCGAUUCAGCAGCAGCAGCAGCAGCAGGAGGAGGAGGAGGAGGAGGAGGAGGAGGAGGAGCAGGAGCAGUAACGGCAUUGGGAGAGCAGGAGCAAGCAGAUGACGCAGCAGCAGCCACGCCCACGCAGAAAGAAGUAGUUCUAGUGCUGAAAGGAGACGUGCAGGGGUCGGUGGAAGCAGUGGGGAGCGCGCUGGAGCACAUGGGGUGUGAGAGGGUGCGGGUGCGAGUGGUGCAUGCGGAGGUGGGGGCGAUCACGCAGUCAGAUAUAGACAUGGCGGAGGCCACUGGUGCCGCUGCCAUUGUGGGUUUCAAUGUCCGGUGUAUGGGUGCUGCUGUGGACGCUGCUGCGAAACAGGCUGAUGUACCGAUUCGUCUGCACCGAGUGAUCUACCACCUGUUGGAGGACAUUGGAGGGUUGGUGGUGCAGCAGGCGCCCACAGUGCGGUGCAGUGUGGUGACAGGGCAGGCACAGGUGCUGCAGCUCUUUCCCCUCAAGGGCAAGUCCAACCGCCGCUCCUCGUCCUCCUCUGCCUCCUCGGCCUCGUCGCAGUCUAAUUCCAGCAGUGGUGGAGGGGGGAGUGGGAAGAGGGAAGGUGCUGGUGGUGCGGAUGAGAGUGCAGCUGAGAUGAUUGCUGGGUGUAAGGUCACGGAAGGGAAAUUCCAACGGGGCGCGAAGCUGCGGGUGUUGAGAUCGGGAGAGGUGGUUCAUGAAGGGCUGUGCGCGUCUUUGAGGAGGGAGAGGGUGGAUGUGGAUGCGGUGAAUGCGGGGGUGGAGUGUGGAGUGGUGGUGCGCGGUUGGGGAGGGUUCCGGGUGGGUGAUGUGUUGCAGGUUAUUGGGGAGAGGGAGGAGGGGCCGAGGUUGGUUUCGAUGCGGGGAGGGGGGAUGAGGAUUGAAUACCCGGAGGAAGAGGAUUAG
This is a messenger RNA of Closterium sp. NIES-65, 3237 nucleotides long. The record is from the annotation of a GenBank genome assembly. Lineage: Eukaryota; Viridiplantae; Streptophyta; Zygnematophyceae; Desmidiales; Closteriaceae.